UUGUUCCCCUCAUGUCUGUAGGAUAUCGGUAUCGGCAUUACUAAUUUCCGUCACUACUUUGUCCUAGUUUGUAGGAUAUCGUUAUCAUGUAUUACUCUUAGCUUUAACGAUUUCCGUUAUUAAUUCAUCCUAGCUAAUAAACAAAGCGUAACCUUCAAAAGACACUAAAUUAGUCUUUUGUGCAGCCAAUUAUGACGUCCAAUCGUACAGCUUUUCAGGAAAAGCUUGCCCUCAUCAUGGAAGAAUUAGCAAACUCGGCUGUAGCAGAAAUAUGCAAACUUGUAGAUGAUGGCUAUUCGGUUUUGUGCUUGGAAAUCUCACAAAGGCAAAAAGAGAACGAUGAUCUGAAAAUGAAAAUAAUGAUGAUGGAGCAGAUGGGUGCGAAGAAUCGUGCGGAAAGGGCAUCUGUGAGGCUAGGGGACGCUCUUAAUAACAGUACUAGUGAAGUCAAGGUUUUUGGUAAAGUUCGGGGGUUAACAGAACGUGGUUCUCCCAGUAUAGCGAUGCACUGCGUGCCUCAUCUGACAUUAGCUGCGCGUGGAGAUGAAGGGACACCUGCGCCGCCUCCACUGGCCGCAUCGACACGAGCUGCUGUAAGGGGGGACAAGCAUGCUGAUGUGAAGCAAACAAAGUCUGAAUGCCUGCCUAUCAAAGAGGAGAAACUUGAGGAAGUCUUAGAUAGCAGUGGGCAGGAUGACCUGCAGAAUACUAGCCAGCAGAUGGUCGGAGAGGUACUUGGGAGCCAGUUGAUGGAAAACUUCAGAGGGGAGAAUACGCCCACACAGGGGACAGAGAGCAUCACUGAGUGGCAGCAGGGUGGGCAAAUCAUUCCAGAGACCACUGCCUCGGAGAUGGAGGUGGUCCUCAAGUCAGAACCGGAGAAGGAGCUCCGAUGCCAAGGAUUUGAGCAUAGGGAAGACGCACUGGGUCCUCAUUGCUUGGCUCAUUUGAUGCACAAGAUGCCCAGUCCAGUGACUGACGAAAUGGAAGCAGAGGGCCGGCUAUGCUUGGAUGCUACAGCUGCACAGAUCUCCUCAGUCCCGUCGGAAUUUCAGCCCGUUCUGUCCUCCAUAGGGUCACUGAGCACAAAACCUGAUGCCGUUCCAAUGAACUCUGUAUCUCUUGAGUAUGUGAUGCACUCGACAUGGAACAAAGAGACGGUUCACAUGCAGCACAAGCAGUACAGCGAAAACAGGGAAGCAGACCUUCAGACAGGUAGUGUACCCAGCACAGGUCCUCAGGUGACACCUGCCUUAUCAUCCUAUGUCCCAGAGAUGAAUGGAAUUUUAACCAGUUAUAAACAUUUCACUGUACCAGAGACUGUGAAGUCUUGUGCAAAAGUUGGAGCAAAGAAUAAGCUGUUCAUGUGUAAAUAUUGUGGGAAGUGUUGCACUCGAUCAGGCAAUCUUAAAAGACACCAGAGGGUCCACACUGGGGAAAAGCCUUUUGGUUGCCCUCAGUGUGGGAAGAAAUUCACACAGUCAUGUAGCCUUAAGAGGCAUCAAAGUAUUCACACAGCAGAAAAGCAGAAAAGCUUUUUAAAUGCACACAGUGUGGACAGAGGUUUUCUGAUUUAAAGUCUUCAAAGUCCACCUGACAAGAAGUCCCCUUUGCAGUCUCCCUGUGUUUUUGAGAUGUUAUUGAACAUGUUAUCACAUACAGCUUUAUUUGCAGCUAAUUAGUUUUAAUCAAUUCAAUCAAUGUAAUAAUGGCACUAUUUGGUAACUAAAUUUAAAAUGUGUUGUUAAGAUAUGUUUCUUCAUUUUUCACGUGGAUUUGUAAUGAGAAUUUGGAAUGUAUUUUACAAAGGGCGCAUAUUUUUCGUGAGCAGCGGUCAAGGUAAUGUACGAAGGAUUUUGGAGUAAGCAGUGAAGAAUAAACUACUCUGGAAAAUGGGGAUAAUAUGCGGACAAUA
Molecule: messenger RNA, 1915 nt
Organism: Paramormyrops kingsleyae
Lineage: Eukaryota; Metazoa; Chordata; Actinopteri; Osteoglossiformes; Mormyridae
Biological process (GO): regulation of transcription by RNA polymerase II
Cellular component (GO): transcription regulator complex; chromatin; PcG protein complex
Molecular function (GO): DNA-binding transcription factor activity, RNA polymerase II-specific; RNA polymerase II cis-regulatory region sequence-specific DNA binding
Source: RefSeq, a predicted model, not a curated record